ACAUCCAACUCCCCUGUGUAUAUAUCGCCGCCCCGUCCUCUGAAUCUUCCAUCCCAAGUACACAGGUGCCUUGAGCAACGAGACCGUCAGACCGACAUUGGCAAUGGCAUCCUCAGGCGCGUUCAUGGUAGCGGCGGUGCUCGGGCUGGUGCUCAUCUCGGCGCCGGCGGCGCGGGCGUGGAGCGCCGAGGGGCACAUGCUCACCUGCCAGAUCGCGCAGGAUUUGCUGGAGCCUGCGGCGGCGCAGGCGGUGAAGAACCUUCUGCCGGAGGAGGCGGGCGGGGACCUGUCGGCGAUGUGCGUGUGGCCGGACCAGGUGAGGCACUGGUACAAGUACCGGUGGACCAGCCCGCUGCACUUCAUCGACACCCCCGACAAGGCCUGCACCUUCGACUACGCCAGGGACUGCCAUGACCCCAGCGGCGCCAAGGACAUGUGCGUCGCCGGCGCCGUCGCCAACUUCACCUCGCAGCUCAUGCACUACAAGCAAGGCAGCGCCGACCGCAAGUAUAACCUGACGGAAGCCCUGCUAUUCCUGUCACACUUCAUGGGAGAUAUUCACCAGCCCAUGCAUGUGGGGUUCACGAGCGACAUGGGGGGCAACUCGGUGAACCUACGCUGGUUCAAACACAAGUCCAACCUCCACCAUGUAUGGGACAGGGAGAUAAUACUCACCGUGCUCGCCGAGCGCUACGGCAAGGACAUAGCCGCCUUCCGCCAGGACCUCCAGCACAACAUCACCAAAGGAUCGUGGUCCGACGAGUCAUCGUGGAAAGAUUGCGCGGACAUCAUGUCCUGCCCGACCAAGUAUGCAACGGAGAGCAUAGGGUUGGCCUGCAAGUGGGGCUACGACGGCGUCCACGACGGAGACACACUGUCCGAGGAAUACUUCGCUUCGAGGCUCCCGAUCGUGACGCGGCGGAUCGCGCAGGGGGGAGUGAGGCUGGCCAUGUUCCUCAACCGGGCCUUCGGAGACCACAAGGCCCACAGCAGCGGCGACGUCGCCGCGCCAGUGAACUUGGCCGUCGCUCAUGAUGAUGAGCUCUAGCACAGCGUUAUGUGACAACCGUUGCAUCACUUUGCAUGGAAACUACUGCUAACUUGUAUGGAAAUGAUUACUUGUCCAAAGAUGUAGACAGAUGAUCACUGAAUAAUUGGAUGCGGUGUGAAGAGCUAGCACCUGCAUACAUGUCCAAAGAUGCAGACAUUUGUUUGGAUGUAGUACUACCACAAAUUCACUUGUCUUCUUUUCACCUUUGCAAUUAUUUAGUUGCCUGGAUCAACAUCAAUACAUUUGCCACGGCAAGGCAAGACUUUGUCUACACUAUACACACAUCAGUAUACUUGUCACGGCAUGAAAAA
Messenger RNA from Hordeum vulgare subsp. vulgare (domesticated barley), 1362 nucleotides. Its product is annotated as endonuclease 1. The coding region runs from base 104 to 1048 and encodes 314 amino acids. NCBI's taxonomy places the organism in Eukaryota, Viridiplantae, Streptophyta, Magnoliopsida, Poales, Poaceae. Gene Ontology annotation, biological process: DNA catabolic process. The transcript is spliced from 8 exons. The record is from RefSeq and is a predicted model, not a curated record. Gene Ontology annotation, molecular function: endonuclease activity; nucleic acid binding.